This is a messenger RNA of Micromonas pusilla CCMP1545, 393 nucleotides long. RefSeq lists its product as uncharacterized. Bases 1 to 393 code for a protein of 130 amino acids. The transcript has a single exon. The record is from RefSeq and is a predicted model, not a curated record. NCBI's taxonomy places the organism in Eukaryota, Viridiplantae, Chlorophyta, Mamiellophyceae, Mamiellales, Mamiellaceae.
AUGGUCUCGCACCGCGCGGCGCCCAGCCCGGAGAACAUCGUCGUCGCCGUGUUCGUCGGUCUCAGCCUCGGCAUCGCGGCGUCGUUCGUCUUCCUGUGCGCGUGCGUCCUCGGGGCGCGCGCGUAUCACCAUCAGAUUCAGAUUUCCGAGGCGCGAGCCAGCGUCGCGAACGCGUCGCGGAUCGAGGCGCGCGCGAACCGCGACCGGAAGGACGACGACGACGACGUCGACGACGUCGACGUCGUCUUGCGCACGAUGCGCGGCGUCGUCGUCGAGCACCCGGGCGGGGAGACCGACUUCGCGACUUCGCGGUCCCCGGUCGCCGACGUCGUCGAGCGUCCCAUCGUCGUCGCGAGAUCGCGUCGUGGCGCGUCGGGCGGUUCAGGUUCUUGA